Molecule: messenger RNA, 4293 nt
Organism: Humulus lupulus (European hop)
Lineage: Eukaryota; Viridiplantae; Streptophyta; Magnoliopsida; Rosales; Cannabaceae
Product: protein PHYTOCHROME-DEPENDENT LATE-FLOWERING-like
Exons: 12
Coding region: 286-3861 (1191 amino acids)
Biological process (GO): regulation of transcription by RNA polymerase II
Cellular component (GO): SAGA complex
Molecular function (GO): transcription coregulator activity
Source: RefSeq, a predicted model, not a curated record
ACAGAAACCAGGGGCAAAAUGGGAACAGAGGGAAAAUUUGGAUUUGCUGUACGUGGUAAUGCUUCAUGGCUAAGUUGACAAACUUAUAUAUAUAUACACUCACACAUAUAUUCCUUCUACAGACCCAGAAACACGCUACUAUUUCAUUCAAACUAGUCUUCUUUCGCUCCCAGAGUAGGGUCUAGGGCUAAACAACCCUUGUUCCUUCUCACUCGGAGAGAAGAAUAGUUGAAAAGUAAUCUUUGAUCGAAUUAUUUUUUGUAAUCUGAGAAAAAAAGUAGAGAAAUGGGGAUUUCUUUUAAGGUGGCGAAAAUGGGUACCAGGUAUAAGCCGAAGUUGGUUCAGAUUGAGGAUGAGGACGACGGAAAUGGUUCGCCUCACUCUCAGUCGAGUGUUAAUCAGCAGGGGAACUUUUCUGAAGUUCGCAAUAAGUUUUCUGAUCUUUCAAGUGGUGUAGCUAAAAAUACUUUACCACACUCAGCUUCAGAUGAUAUCGAGGUAUCCUUUUUAUUGAAUCUAUUUCCAAAUGGGUUUUCUCUUGGAAAAGUUAAUGAGUCAUUCAAAAUUGCACCGGAGCAGUUGUAUCCUUACAACAGAUCGACGAAAACACUUUUCUCUGCAAUUGAAUAUGGUUGGUUGCCUGGAGAUAUAUUUGGUGACUUGCCCUGCAAGUAUUUCAAUGGAUGUGUUCUAUGUGAGAUUCAUGAUUAUCGCAAUUGUUUGCUUCACAAAGGAGGUAGUUCUAUUCAAAAGUCCCCUAUUGUUUACAGAGUGAUAUUACAAAUGUGCAUGGAGAAUGUUGUCAAGGAUAUCAUGUCAAUAUCAGAUGACUCCUGGACCUACAAUGACCUUUUGGAAGUUGAAUCCCGCAUUGUCAAAGCUUUGCAACCUAAUCUUUGUCUGAAUCCACAACCAUUGAUGGGAAUUCAACAUGGAGAAACCCUGACAAAGAAGAUCAACUUGGACAUCUCAUGGAGCUGGAAAAAGAGUAAGCAGUGUAAUGCAGCAGCUACUACCAACCAGAUUUCCACUGAUGACUUGUGUCAUGUUACUCGUACGCCAGACAAUUCUGCCUGCCAGAAUUCCAACUAUCUAUGUGGUCUUGUGCAUCAAGACAGAGGAGUUGUGUUGGCAAAGAAAGAUAUUCCAACUCCAAUUCGUUAUACUCAACACAACAUCUUAGGAAAAACGAAGUCACAAUUGUAUCCUUUGACAUCGCAUCAAAACUUUCAAUUGGGGAAGACAAGAGUUCCAUCUACUUUGGUCAAUCUUAGUACAUCUAAUUCUUCUCUGUCUAAAAGAAGUUCAAUGAAGCGAACUAUUGAUAAAACAAAACUGACCUCAUCGAAUCUCAAUGUUAAUGAAGUAUCUCAGAAUCAAGCAAUUCAAGAACCUCUUCUCAAGAAACCAAAGGAAGAGCCUGUGGAUUUCUCUUACCAGCAGUUUCUGGGCAAAUCCAUUAUAACCAGUGCUACACCUCAGCUACCGUGGCAGAAUGCUGUAAUGCAUCAGAAAAUUGAUGCUGAAAACAUUCUUCCUGCGAGAUUUCAAGAUAAAGUGUGCCCCUCACAGUUAAUUAAAAAUUGUUUGGCUUUAAGUAGUGGAGGCAUCUUGAAUCCAGAGGUUGGAUCAGCUACUUCUACUGUGAAGCAAGAACCUGUGGACACCUGCCUUCCCAGAUUAGAUUUUGCGAAUAUGAAGGAUAGGAGAGUCAACUUAUCUGAUGGUCUCCAAUUUCAAGAUCAACAAUCAUUGAAUUCAUUAAAGAAAAAUUACCGGAUUGAGAAUUCAUUGAAGAAGCCCAUUGUGCAGGUGAUUGAUAAGCAUGGUAAAAAAGAAAAAAAUUCAAGUAGAAGGAAAGUAUUGGAGAACCUUCAGUUGAUAUAUGAUGGAAGCACACCAAGAAAUUCUCAAAAUGUUGAGUCUUGGGCAACAGAGGCAUUUACUCCUUUAAAAAGGAAAGGAACACCUGAUAAUAACUUCAGUAUAAACUUGUUCGACCCAAAUGCUAACAGAAAUAAUGUUAACAUAGCCAAUGCAAAUCGUAUCUCAGUGGGGAUUAACCCUUUAUCUCAUACUUUAGAAAUCGAGGAUAAUAUUAUCCUUGAGAGGUUGUCAAAAAUUAAAGAAGUGACUCAGAGGUGCAAAUUAAUUAAGAAGCCCAAGUUGGAUCAACAGCUAGUAAAUAAAGAAAAUUUUCAUGCAACUGAAAUGGUUGCUUUCCACCUCUCAAAGUGUGAUGAUAGUAGAAAUUCAGAAGCUACGAGAGGGGAUCAAGUUUCUUUGUCUCAACUCUCCAUGGGUACUAGUAAUGUGUCUUAUGCUAGAAUAUUGAUGUUUGUACGUGAACAAUCUGCUGUCUUUCAAGGAAAUGGGAUCCGUUUUUACGGUGGAGAGGUUCAUGUCAGAUUAGAGCUUGCACAGGAGUUUAACAAAAUCACAGUGGAAGCAAAUGUUCUAUAUGGAAGUAAAUAUGAGACUGCUCCCAUUGUUCUGUCUCCCUUACCAUCCUUUCCUAGUGCUCAUUCUGCAGAGCGCUUUAUUUCUCAGUUCAGUUGUCUGAUGUCCCAUGAAGGUUACAGUCUUGCUUAUGACCGAGUAGUACCCAAUUAUCCCGAGACCGAAGGCAGACAACAAUGCAAUAGUGCUGUCAAACAACCAUCUGGAACAUUCGAGCCACCUUGCAAGCCCAAGUCCAAUCCCAAUCCCAAUCCCAAAUCCAAUCCCAAUGCCAUGACUGCAAGCAUGUCACAGCAUAAUUCCAGCCAAUUACUGUCAAAGCAAAAUUUUCCAGAGGGUCAGUUGCGUCCCACCAAAAAUGUACGGUCAUCUCCACAGAUUACAUUACCCAAACUGGACCUUGAGUUCACUGCACAAUUCACUUCCAUGACUUUACAGAUACAAGAGAUGAUUAUCAAACGUGCCCAGUUACAACAUCAGAUACAAGAAAGACAGAGACAUCAAGAGCUACUUAUGCAGAGGAAGGCAGUGUUGGGAGUGCCUGCUACGACUGCAGGUUGCUUAGGUACACUUCAGCUAGCUCCUACAAAUGGAAUCCAGAGGGAUAGAAAUUUUAGCUUUUGCUCCUUUGGUAAUGUUACAAAUCCCAUGGCUUCCAGUAGUAAGAUAUAUGGAGGUGGUUUGCCUUGCAGCAGCUCGUUGGGUUUAAAUGACAGUAAGCAUCGUCUCGCUUCAACUCCGGAUUAUUUCUCUGCACUUUCCUCGAAUCGAAGAGCAGCGGAUGGUCAAUGGAGUGGUUUGGAAGGUGGAGUUCCAAGCUAUAGAAAUGAUAUUUUGGUGCCCAGAAGCAGUCCAAGUCCAAAAGUUGAAGAAACACAACCGAUCUUAAGCCAUAUGCAUCAGCAAGCAAAGCAGUUGCAGCGACUGUCCAUGCUGCAGCAACAAGAAAGGAGAUUGCUGAUUGAGAAUCUAGAAUCAAUCUGCUUGGCCCAGCAACAAAUAGGUUCAUCUCCGAGUCAACUUAGUCCAGAUACUAACUUUGGUCAGCUAGUAGGUUCAUAUUCAAGUGGACUAAACUCACAACAGUUGUCUCAAUUUCUACAAACCAACCAACGCAGUCUAGAAUCUGUCAACUUUGGUCAGCAAGUACAACAGUUUGCUCAAUUGCUACAAACCAACCAAGGUAGUCUAGAAUCCAUCAACUUUGGUCAGCAAGGAGGUUCAUCUUCAAGUGCACUUAACUCACAACAGUUCGCUCGACCGCCACAAACCACCCAACAACGACAACAGAAACCUGAACCAGUUCCGGAAGUGAUGAGAAAGAAGAAUACUAAAUUGCCUCGUGGAAGAGUGGAGAGGGGUCGGAAGAUGCAUGGGGCUAUGGGAGGAAGUAACAUAUAAAGUAGAACUUUUUUUGGUGGACAAAGAGGUGAUGAUACCAACCAAUAAUUAGAUUUUGUUAGAAGCAAUAGCAUUUUGUAAACACAUUUGAAAGAAAAAGCUGCUCUGUUUUUGUGUCUGUUUCAUGUAGCAGUGUUUUACAUGCAGUGCUUGGUAGCUUAAAAAGCUAGUUUGGUCUGUAAAUGUUUUUUCUGUUUUUAAAGCAAGGGUUUUCUGCACCCAGGACAGUAGUUGGGGAAUAUGAAACUAUAGAAAUUGUAAUGUAAGUAGUCAUGAAAAACUCAAAUUUCCUAUUUUGUAAUAGUUUUAGUUACUGAGUUUCAUACAAAUGAGCAAAAAGGUCUGAGUUAAUGCAAUGCAAGGACAAAUGGAAAAAUGGAGGAGGAGGAUAAAUUCAAUCUUGCCUUAGAUUUGUUUGAUUGUUUGGUAUAA